AUGGCUCAUCAAGAAGACAGCAGUCCGCUUGGACAAGCUUCAGACGAGGACGAGUGGCACGUCCUUUACAACCCAUUCCGCGCCACUAUCAAUGUCAACGAGUGCCAUCCUGAAAACCCGGUCAAGAUGUUUCUUCUACAGCCGCUAUACGCUCCGCUUCUGUUUCCUAACACAACAUCAGACGCGCGAGACCAUUGUGCGAACGAGCGCACGUUCUUGUCAUGGCUUCGGCUGGCGAUCUAUAUGGCUAUAGUUGCAGUAGCCAUACUAGUCAACUUCCAUCUCAAAAAUCAACCAACUCCCCUAGAACGAAGACUUAGCCAUCCAAUGGGAAUCAUCUUCUGGGUGCUUUCGCUGGCUUGCCUGGUGACGGGACUCGCAAUAUACAUGCGGACUGUCACCAAGUAUGCCAAACGGCGGGCGUUGGUUCAGACAGGAAUGAAGACUCAGGCGGUUUUCCUGGUGGUCUCGGCGGCCAUCAUUGCCGCAUGCGCCUUAUUCCUAGCAGCGGAGGUGCAGGCGUCUAGACAAGGGCAGGCCAGUGUUUUUGAGGCGACAUUCGUGCUGUAG
Molecule: messenger RNA, 570 nt
Organism: Cladophialophora yegresii CBS 114405
Lineage: Eukaryota; Fungi; Ascomycota; Eurotiomycetes; Chaetothyriales; Herpotrichiellaceae
Exons: 2
Coding region: 1-570 (189 amino acids)
Source: RefSeq, a predicted model, not a curated record